AUGUCCAACGCACCUGAAGUCGUCCCUGCCAAUGCGCCAGAGGUCGUACCUGCAAAUGUACCUGCAAAUGCGCCAGAGGUCGUCACCGAUAGCCCUCAUGACCACCAUGCUGCCCACGGCUCCGACGCGCGCCAUCGCAAAAGGAGCACCGGUCUGGUAGAGAUCCACGAUGCGAGUGGCCACACAAAGCGAGUGAACCUCGAAGAAAUGAGCGAUGCCGAUGCCCAACUAGCAGCCCAGUUUGGCUACAAACCCGUUUUCAAGAGAGAGUUUGGAUACCUCUCGACCUUCUCCUUCGCCGUUAGCAUCAGUGGUUUGUUCGCAACGACCAUGACUACCUUCUCAUAUCCUCUCUAUGCUGGAGGAUCCGCGUCGGUGGUCUGGUGUUGGUUCAUCUCUGGUGCUGGCUGUCUGUGCAUUGCCUUAUCUGUUGCCGAGCUGGUCUCCGCAUAUCCCACUUCGGGAGGACUGUACUUCACUAUUUCUAGGCUGGCUCCUAAGGAAUGGGUUCCCUCAUUGAGCUGGAUUACCGGUUGGAUUAACCUGCUAGGCCAGGUUGCCGGCGUCGCCUCAUCGGAGUACGGCGCGGCCCAAAUGCUUCUCGCGGCCGUGUCCAUGGGAGCGGAUUUCGACUAUGAAAUCACCACCAACACAACCGUCGGUGUCAUGGCCGCCCUGACUGUGUUCACUGGACUGGUAAACUCGCUGUCGACCUACUGGAUGGAGAAGAUGACCAAAACCUAUGUUAUCUUCCACAUUCUUGUCCUGGUAUCCGCCUGCAUUGCUCUACUGGUUAUGACUGAAAACAAACACGACGCCAAAUACGUCUUUACUAAUGUUGAGUCGACUUCGGGAUGGACACCUACUGGCUUUAGCUUCUUGUUCGGCUUCUUGUCCGUCUCGUGGACCAUGACAGAUUAUGAUGCAACCGCUCAUAUUACCGAAGAAAUUUCGAACCCCGAGCUCAAAGCCCCAUGGGCGAUUUCGCUGGCCAUGGCUUUCACCUAUGUUGCUGGGUGGCUUUAUAACAUAGUGUUGUGCUUUUGCAUGGGUAACAAGGAUGAAAUUCUUCUAAGCCCGAUCGUUCAACCUGUCGCACAGAUCUUCUUCAACAGUCUUGGAAAAGCCGGAGGUAUCUUCUAUACGGUUUGCGGGUUUAUCAUCAUUAAGUUCGUCUGCUUCACAGCCAUGCAGGCAUUGGGUAGGACUGUCUUCGCCUUUUCCCGCGACAGGCUGCUUCCAUUCUCAUCGACCUGGACCAAGGUUAACUCAAUCACCGGAACUCCUUUGUAUGCCGUAUGGAUUUCCGUGGCCGCCUGUGUCGCUAUCAACUUGAUUGGUCUUGGGUCUUACACUGCCAUUUCCGGUGUUUUCAACAUCUGUGCCAUCACCCUUGACUGGAGCUACAUCAUCCCUAUCAUCUGUAAAUUAUGGUUUGGGAAAUUCGAGCCAGGACCAUGGCAUAUGGGCCGCGCUAGCAAAUAUGUCAACAUUUGGGGUUGUAUCUGGACUACAUUCGUCACAGUCAUCUUCAUCCUUCCAACUGUCAGGCCUGUUCAAGCCGACACCAUGAACUAUGCCAUCGUCUUCUUGAUGUUCAUCCUCGGAGCCGCCGCCGUAUUCUGGUAUACUGGUGGCCGCAAGUACUACACUGGGCCGAUCGCAGAGGCGGAGGCGCAGCUCGACGAGAAAUCUCAAUCCUCCGAAGGAGAGACCGUAUUGAUCGAGGGAGCGAAGGAAGCACAGACCUAA
Messenger RNA from Venustampulla echinocandica, 1752 nucleotides. RefSeq lists its product as uncharacterized. Gene Ontology annotation, molecular function: transmembrane transporter activity. The record is from RefSeq and is a predicted model, not a curated record. Gene Ontology annotation, biological process: transmembrane transport. The coding region runs from base 1 to 1752 and encodes 583 amino acids. Gene Ontology annotation, cellular component: membrane. The transcript has 10 exons. NCBI's taxonomy places the organism in Eukaryota, Fungi, Ascomycota, Leotiomycetes, Helotiales, Pleuroascaceae.